Sesamum indicum (sesame) is the source of this 1664-nucleotide messenger RNA. The record is from RefSeq and is a predicted model, not a curated record. Lineage: Eukaryota; Viridiplantae; Streptophyta; Magnoliopsida; Lamiales; Pedaliaceae.
UCUCUCUCUUGUUCUCGUUUCUUCUUCCUCUUUCUUUCUCUCUUUCUGUUUCUUCUCCAUUUCUUUUUCCUCUCUCAAUCCUUCCCCAAACCCAUCUCCUAGAUCCCUAACCCCAAACUCACGGCAACAAGAACGGCAGGUCGGCAACGAGGACGGCGACGAGUACGGCUUCCAUCUUUCUCCUCUCAUUUCUUCCCCAAAUCCAUCUCUUAGAACCCUAGUCCCAAACUCACGGCAACAAGGACGGUAAGUCGGCAACGAGGACGGCGACGAGUCUGCUUGAAGUCGGGUUAAAAAUCGACCCACCCAUUUCCCCAGGCGUCUUCGUUUCAAUCUUUGUUCUUCAGCUGCCGAUUAAACAAGAUUGCUCACUGAAAGACCAACGCGCCACUGCUCGCCGCCGGGAACCACCGACCUGCCGCUUACUUUAGCCAUCGUCUCUUCUACUAUUUUGCGGCCGUCUCGCUUUAUCUGCUCUCUCAGGGAAAAUUAUGUGAGAAGCUUUGGCAUGCCCAAGUUAAGAACGGUGAAAAAUGCUUCUAAGCAGGUUUCCAAUGCGCUGCUUUUGCAGCUCCACUGUGUUUUCGAAUCCACAACCAUGGCUUUUUGUGGGUUUGGGCAAUCCAGGGGAUAAAUUCACAGGCACCAGACACAAUGUGGGGUUUGAAUUGGUUGAUGCAUUUGCCAAAUCACAAGGAAUCUCAAUGGACUCUGUCCACUGCAAAGCCAUCUUUGGAAAAGGUUUCGUCAAUGGGGUUCCAGUUUUCUUGGCGAAGCCUCAGACUUACAUGAAUCUAAGUGGUGAAUCUUGUGGCCCGCUUGCAGCUUACUAUAAGCUUCCUCUUACCCGGGUGCUAGUGUUUCAUGAUGACAUGGAUUUACCUUGUGGGGUUCUUCGUCUUCACCCUAAGGGAAAUCAUGGAAGUCACAAUGGGCUGAAAAGUGUGAUCUAUCAUUUUCGUGGGAAUAGAGAAUUUCCGCGGUUAAGAAUUGGUAUAGGGAGGCCUCCUGGUCAAAUGGAUCCAAAAGCGUUCUUACUCCAAAAGUUCAAUGCCAGAGCUCAAGGAAGGAUUAAUGCUGCAUUACAAGAAGGUGUUGUUGCUCUGGAACAAGUCUUGUCCAAAGGCUUGACAGAGAGUGCGAGGUGCUUCAAUAAGGAGCAGAAAUACAAACAUAUAAGGCUGCAAACAAUGCCCGUAUGAGUUUAUCAAAGCUAAUCAUGUACCUGAUUGAUCAUUGCAAGGGAAAUCAGCUUGUCGAGUAGCUCCACUUCUAUAUGUCAGUGUGAAGGAGAUAAGAGGCAGGGGAGAAAUGGAAGGAGCUGAUUUAAUGUAUGCAUUGCACAGUAUGGAUGGCUUGCUUGAACCAUGAUGCUCAAGUGCAAAUUGUGGAAUCACAUUUAUCACUUUUCCAGAUAUCAAGAAACCCAUGUCCAAAUGAAGGGGUCUUUUAUAUAAAAAAAUCCCGAGCUAUAUAUAUAAAAAGUUAGUCUGUUAAAAUCGACUGACAGGUAAUCAUAACAAUAUUUGGAAAGGGUAGACCCGUUUGGUGAUGUAGUAUACAUACUGCAUAAGGGUAUGUAUGUGUAUGGAGAUGAUUGACGACAUGGGCAUUGGCCUACGUUCUCCUGUAUUGAAUUUCGUAUCAUUAGCCUUACUUUUCAA